Molecule: messenger RNA, 1760 nt
Organism: Pistacia vera
Lineage: Eukaryota; Viridiplantae; Streptophyta; Magnoliopsida; Sapindales; Anacardiaceae
Product: probable amidase At4g34880
Exons: 5
Source: RefSeq, a predicted model, not a curated record
CUCCUUUACAUAUCGACUAUGACUACCAAUACCUCAUUGAACUUUUCUAUCUACUCGACACUGCUUAUGAUUCUUCUAUCAAUAUCAACUAACACCAUCUCCAGUUAUGCAUUCUCAAUAAGAGAAGCAACCAUAAGCGAUCUCCAACUGGCUUUCAAGCAACACCAACUCACAUCAAGGCAACUAGUUGAAUUUUACCUUGGAGAAAUCAGCAGACUCAACCCGGUCCUUAACGGGAUCAUAGAGGUGAACCCAGAUACGUUACACCAAGCUGAUAAGGCUGACUAUGAACGUAAGGUUAAGACACCAGGUUCACUUUCUGGUUUGCAUGGCAUUCCUAUUCUUCUGAAGGAUAAUAUUGCAACCAAGGACAAGCUGAACACCACAGCUGGUUCUUUGGCACUGCUUGGCUCCAUCGUGCCUCGCGAUGCCGGUGUGGUAACGAAGUUGAGGAAAACUGGAGCCAUUAUCUUUGGAAAGGCUAGCUUGAGUGAAUGGGCUGCUUUUAGAUCCUUAAGUGCACCUAAUGGUUUCAGUGCUAGAGGUGGCCAAGGAAAGAAUCCUUAUGUUCUUUCAGCUGAUCCGUGUGGGUCAAGUAGUGGAUCAGCAAUCUCAGUAGCAGCAAACAUGGUUGCAGUGUCACUAGGGACUGAGACUGACGGCUCAAUCUUGUGCCCGUCUAGCUCUAACUCAGUUGUGGGAAUCAAACCAACUGUUGAUCUCACCAGCCGAGCUGGGGUCAUUCCAAUAUCUCCUAGACAAGACACUGUUGGGCCUAUUUGCAGGACAGUUGCCGAUGCUGUUCAUGUUCUUGAUGCCAUUGCAGGCUUUGAUUACAAUGAUCCAGCAACCAAAGAAGCAUCAAAAUAAAUUCCAUAUGGUGGCUACAAACAAUUCCUUAAGCCUUAUGGCCUAAAAGGGAAGAGAUUGGGAAUAGUGAGGAACCCUUUUUUUUACUUUGACAAGGGAUCUCCUCUGACUCAAGCUUUUGAGUACCAUUUGCAGACACUAAGACAAGGAGGUGCAGUUUUAGUGGAUCAUCUGGAAAUAGCCAACAUUGAAGUUAUAUUAAAUUCGACUGUAAGUGGUGAAGCAGUAGCGUUGCUGGCUGAGUUCAAACUGGCCCUUAAUACAUACCUCAAGGAGCUAGUGGCUUCCCCAGUGAGAUCUUUGGCAGAAGUUAUAGCCUUCAAUGAGAAACUCUCUGGUUUGGAAAAGCUCGAAGAAUUCGGCCAAGAUAUCUUCCUGUUAGCCCAAGCCACAAAUGGAAUUGGCAAUACAGAGAAGGCAGCGUUGUUGAACUUAGCAAAACUUUCAGGAUAUGGAUUUGAAAAGUUGAUGAGAGAAAACAAACUAGAUGCUUUGGUGACUCCUGGUUCAGCUGUGGCUCCUGUUCUUGCAAUUGGUGGAUUCCCUGGCAUUAGUGUCCCUGCUGGAUUUGAUGGUGAUGGUGCUCCCUUAGGAAUUUGUUUUGGUGGGCUAAAGGGUACAGAGCAGAAGCUUAUUCAGAUUGCAUAUGGCUUUGAACAAGCUACUAAGAUUAGGAGGCCUCCUUCAUUCCAGCCCUAAGCUUUAAUUAAAGACCAUGUCUAUUGAAGUUCUUCUAAAAGAACAAUAUAUGAUUACCAUAUGUCCAUUAGUACUUGUGAUCAAGUCUUGUUUCUGUUGUGGGAUUUAAUCAAAUGCUAGCAAAUCUUAAAUUCCUAUAAAAGCGAAAAAAAAAAAAAAAUCUAACAAAUGACAAAUAAUCAUUUACACAC